AUGACGACGCUUGCGGUCGGCCAUCGAGCGGCGUGUCGUCGCGCGCCGCGCGUCCGCGCGCGCGUCGCCGCGGCGUCCGAGACGUCGCACGCCGCCGCCGGUUCGUUCGGUUUCGCCUCGCGUCGCCGUCGCGCGGUCGUCGCCGCGGGGAGAGAUCGCGUCGCGGACGUGUCGUCGGGAAUAUUCCUCGGCUCUGGACGCCUGGACGAGGGCGCGCCGCGCGCGGUGGACGCGAACACGGUGGUGCUGGGGAUCGAGACGUCGUGCGACGACACGGCGGCGGCGGUGGUGCGAGGCGAUGGCGUCGUCCUGGGCGAGGCGAUCGCGUCGCAGGCGGCGAUACACGGACCGUGGGGAGGCGUCGUGCCGAAUCUCGCGCGCGCGGCGCACGAGGAGGUGAUCGAUGACGUCGUGCGACGAGCGCUGACGGAGGCGGGGGUGUCGGCGGCGGAUUUGAGCGCGGUGGCGGUGACGUGCGGACCCGGUUUGUCCAUGUGCCUGCGCGUGGGCGUGCGUAAAGCGCAGCGGAUGAGUGCAGAGUAUGGGAUUCCGAUCGCGCCCGUGCAUCACGUGGAGGCGCACGCGCUCGUUUCGCGGCUUUGCGCGGGGACGGAGACGGUUAAAUUUCCGUUUCUGGCGCUGUUGGUGAGCGGAGGGCACAAUUUGUUGAUCAAAGCGCGCGGGGUGGGGGAUUAUACGAUAUUAGGAACAACAUUAGAUGAUGCCUUGGGCGAGGCGUACGACAAGACGGCGAGGCUGUUGGGGUUGCCCGUCGGCGGCGGCGGCGGACCGGCGUUGGAGAAACUCGCGCUCGAGGGCGACGAGAAGCGAUUCAAGUUUCCCGUGCCGCUGCGUCAGCGUAAGAAUUGCGAUUUUUCCUACGCUGGAUUGAAAACCGCGGCGCGUAUGGCGAUCGACGCCGAAAUCGGAGGCGAAGACGUGGAGUGGGACGGCGUGGACAAGCGUCAGACGCGAGCCGACAUCGCGGCGAGUUUCCAAGCCAAAGCGGUGAAACAUCUCGAAGAGCGCAUGCGUCGCGCUCUCACGUGGGCGCUCGAGGACACCCCAGAUUUAUCGUGCGUCGUCGUCGCCGGCGGCGUCGCGGCGAACGCCACGGUUCGAUCGACCCUGGUAAAAGUGGUGGAAGAAACCGGGCUUCCCCUCGUCUUUCCGCCGCCCAAGUGGUGCACGGACAACGGCGUCAUGGUCGCCUGGACUGGAUGCGAACGCCUCGCUCUCGGUCUCGCCGAGGCGCCCGUUGACGCCGAGCUUGAAGCAAAGCACGCGAUGAUGGAUCCGCGCGACGUUCACGUCAAUCUACUCCCGCGAUGGCCGCUCGGAGAGAAAGACGCGCGCGCGACGGGCGACAUUAAGAGCGGCAAGAAGGCUCGCAUCGCCGACCCGCUCACCGGCGCCGGGCACCGCGACAGUGGCAUUGCAGUCUCUCGCGACGCGGUUUCUAAUAACUCCGAUGACUAG
Ostreococcus lucimarinus CCE9901 is the source of this 1479-nucleotide messenger RNA. RefSeq lists its product with no specific name. The transcript has a single exon. The record is from RefSeq and is a predicted model, not a curated record. Gene Ontology annotation, cellular component: mitochondrion. Gene Ontology annotation, biological process: tRNA threonylcarbamoyladenosine modification. The coding region runs from base 1 to 1479 and encodes 492 amino acids. NCBI's taxonomy places the organism in Eukaryota, Viridiplantae, Chlorophyta, Mamiellophyceae, Mamiellales, Bathycoccaceae.